UUUCAUUCAUUUGCUUUCGUUUUUUUAUCCAGUCGUAUACAGUAUUCUUCUUUUUUCAGGUGAACACCCAUAUCUCACAGUUGAUGAUUAUGGCAGGCUGGUGUACAAUUGUGACGUAUGCUCAUUGCAAUUUGAAUCCAGCUACAGACUAUUAAAACAUAUAAGAACUGCACAUACAUUUAAGCAUCCAUUAAAAUGCAUGUACUGUAGCAAGAGAUGCGCAGGCUUUGAGAAGCUCGGCAAUCAUGUUUUGGUGCAGCAUAAGCCAAAUCAAAUACACUGUGAUUUAUGUCCUAAGGUAUUCCCAAUGCAAAGGAAUCUAGAAUACCAUGUGAAUAAUGUACAUAAAGGAAGAUAUGCUGCUAUGCAGCUCCCUCAGACAUGUCAAACAUGUGGAAAAGUAUAUAGGAAUAAAUAUAAUUUAGGACUACACAUGAGAAAGGCACAUGCAGAGAGGCCAACCUAUACAUGUCCAACUUGUGCAAAGGUUUUUGUAUGUAAAAGAGGUCUUCGUAAUCAUAUAUCGAUGAUACACGGGGAUGGCAAAAUUGGGUUCAGGGAUAAGGAAGAAAAGCUAUCACGUGUGUGUCAAACUUGUGGAAAGGUGUUCAUGACCAAACAAGGUCUUAUGAUUCACGAGAAAAACCAUUCAACUAUCCGACCACAUGUGUGCCAAUUAUGUGGUGUCUCUUAUAACAUAAAAUGUCAACUCAAGAGACAUAUGAGAUCCCAUGAGAAACCAUUUACAUGUGAGGUAUGUGGUGAUAGGUUUAGCCGUAAAUAUAACUUGAAACAACAUAUGAAAGUACAUACUGGAGUAAAAGAAUAUGAGUGUAAAACGUGUGGAAGAUGUUUCACACAGAUGGCUGCCUUGUGCGGGCAUACUAGAACUUGUAGUAAGUCUGGCAAAGGAGAAAAUAUGAUUGUUGAUGCAAAUCUCAUCAUGCGAUAAGCAUUUUAGGUUCUUUGUUGAGCUGGUCAUAUCACUGCCAAUACACACUCUUGCUUUAGCUAUGACACUAGAACAAACUCACAAUAUCAUAAGGUCUGGAUAAUUCCCUAUGUAAAGGGUAAAUAUGACUUUACAAGAUUUUCCAUGAAAUAAAUUAAAAUAUUCUGGGGACUGGGAAUAAUGUAAAAUACAAUGUACAUGUACAUGAUGUAUUAUUAUUUGGAUGGCCUAUUUAUAAUUCUGUUAACAGCAGUUAAACUGCGUGUAUAUCUGUUAUUACUAAAAAUAUGUAUGAAUAUCUCAUUACAUUGAAUGGUGCUUAUAAUAAAUAUAUUUCAUUUUUUUAUGAAAAA
Owenia fusiformis is the source of this 1305-nucleotide messenger RNA. Lineage: Eukaryota; Metazoa; Annelida; Polychaeta; Sabellida; Oweniidae. The record is from the annotation of a GenBank genome assembly.